UGGUUCCCUGCCGAGGGGAAGGGCCUGGCUCCCUCCUGAAGCUGCCCUGGGCCAGGGGAAGCAGCAUGGACACAGGAGUGGUUUAUCCUUUGUCAGACUCUCCCUCUGUGAAGAUGUCUCAGGCAUCUCCAGCUGAUGAAGGCACAACGUUUGAGCACCUCUGGAGCACACUGGAGCCUGACAGCACCUACUUCGACCUCCCUCCGUCCAACCACACGGGCAGCAAUGAGGUCUCCAACAGCACAGAGGUCACGAUGGAUGUCUUCCAGAUGAGAGGCAUGAACGACUCGGUCAUGUCCCAGUUCAAUUUGCUGAACAACAGCAUGGAUCAGAGCAUCGGCAGCAGAGCAGCCUCCACCAGCCCCUACAGCUCCGAGCACACCUCCAAUGUCCCAACGCAUUCCCCCUACUCGCAGCCCAGCUCCACCUUCGACGCCAUGUCCCCAGCGCCCGUCAUCCCCUCCAACACCGACUACCCCGGGCCCCACCACUUCGAGGUGACCUUCCAGCAAUCCAGCACCGCCAAGUCAGCCACCUGGACAUACUCCCCCCUGCUGAAGAAACUCUACUGUCAGAUCGCCAAAACAUGUCCCAUCCAGAUCAAGGUGUCCAGCCCGCCCCCGCCGGGCACCAUCAUCCGGGCCAUGCCCGUGUACAAGAAGGCCGAGCACGUCACCGAGGUGGUGAAGCGCUGCCCCAACCACGAGCUGGGCCGCGACUUCAAUGAUGGCCAGUCAGCCCCGGCCAGCCACCUCAUCCGGGUGGAAGGCAACAACCUCUCCCAGUACGUGGAUGACCCCGUGACGGGAAGGCAGAGCGUGAUGGUGCCCUACGAGCCCCCGCAGGUGGGGACCGAGUUCACCACCAUCCUGUACAACUUCAUGUGCAACAGCAGCUGCGUGGGAGGAAUGAACAGGAGGCCCAUCCUCAUCAUCAUCACCCUGGAGACGAGAGACGGCCAAGUGCUGGGCAGGAGAUCGUUCGAGGGCCGGAUCUGCGCCUGUCCCGGCAGAGACCGGAAAGCUGACGAGGACCAUUACCGGGAGCAACAAGCCCUGAACGAGAGCGCGGCUAAAAACGGCAACGCCAACAAACGCACCUUCAAGCAGAGCCCACAGGGCAUCCCGGCGCUGGGAGCCAGCAUCAAGAAACGGAGGCACGGGGAGGAGGAGAUGUACUACGUGCCUGUGCGAGGCCGGGAGAACUUUGAGAUCCUGAUGAAGAUAAAGGAGAGCCUGGAGCUGGCAGAGCUGGUCCCACAGCAGCUGGUCGAGUCCUACCGGCAGCAGCAGCAGCAGCUCCUGCAGAGACAGAGUCAGCUGCAACCGCCUUCCUCCUACGGCCCCGUCCUCUCACCCAUGAACAAAGUGCACGGCGGAGGAAUCAACAAGCUGCCGUCUGUGAACCAGCUGGUGGGACAGCCGGUGCAGCACGGCUCCAGCUCCACGCCCGGCCUGGGGCCCAUGGGACCCGGGAUGCUCAACAGCCACCCCAUGCAAUCCAAUGGAGAGAUGAACGGGGGCCACUCCUCGCAGUCCAUGGUGUCGGGAUCACACUGCACCCCCCCGCCGCCCUACAACCCCGACCCCAGCCUCGUCAGUUUUUUAACAGGAUUGGGGUGUCCAAACUGCAUCGACUAUUUCACCUCACAAGGGUUACAGAAUAUUUACCACCUGCAGAACCUAUCCAUAGAGGAUCUCGGAGCACUGAAGAUCCCGGAGCAGUACAGGAUGAUCAUCUGGAGAGGGCUGCAGGAGCUCAAACAGAGCCACGACUACGGGGCCCAGCAGCUCAUCCGCUCCAGCAGCAACGCCUCCACCAUCUCCAUCGGCAGCUCGGGCGAGCUGCAGCGGCAGCGCGUGAUGGAGGCCGUGCACUUCCGCGUGCGCCACACCAUCACCAUCCCCAACCGCGGCGCGGCCGACGACUGGGCGGACUUUGGCUUCGACCUCCCGGACUGCAAAUCGCGCAAACAGUCCAUCAAGGAAGAGUUCACGGAGGGAGAGAUCAACUGAGGGUCUGCGGAAGGCAGCAGUGAGAGACCAGGGCUGGAUCAACAGCCCCCCACCAACCAGAUUUUCAGGCUCGGGCGUCUGCAGCAGCGUACUCGUGCUGCCCGGAGGGGACGUCCCAGCCGUGCGUGACAGCACAGCCCCGAGCCCCGUGGGACGUGCAGGAGAGGGGCCUGGCACGGCGGGACCUUCCCGCCGGCGCGGCUCUGACCGGAGCGCAGCAGCCGGGCUGAACCCCGCAGCGCACGGGGGACACGAGUUUCUCUCGCUGGGAGCAGCCCUGGCACUGCUCAGCCCCAGCUCUGUGCUCCCUGCACUGCCCGGGCCGAUGGGACUCUGGAGCCGGGGCUCGGCCCGUCCAGUCCCCGGACACAAGCUGCCCGAGGCCCGGCCACGCCACUCGCUUUCCCGACGGACUGCCACAACCUCCCCCCUUCCCUCGGUCCUUUGUAGAGCAGCACAGAGCCUGUGUGUCAGUUCCUGAUGUGUUCGAGUCCCUCAGUGUCUGUACAUAGCACCGAAGCAGAUGUACAUACAGUGUACUCAUUGUGCCGCGAGGAGGAGAAGAAGAUUUAUUUUCCUGUAAGCUAUAAAAAUUGCUCCUUGCUCCGGAGGCACCGCAGUGUCAAGUAAA
Colius striatus (speckled mousebird) is the source of this 2646-nucleotide messenger RNA. It is a transcript of the gene TP73, whose product is annotated as tumor protein p73. Bases 66 to 2015 code for a protein of 649 amino acids. Lineage: Eukaryota; Metazoa; Chordata; Aves; Coliiformes; Coliidae. Gene Ontology annotation, molecular function: DNA-binding transcription factor activity, RNA polymerase II-specific; RNA polymerase II cis-regulatory region sequence-specific DNA binding; protein binding. Gene Ontology annotation, biological process: apoptotic process; protein tetramerization; regulation of transcription by RNA polymerase II. Gene Ontology annotation, cellular component: nucleus. The transcript has 14 exons. The record is from RefSeq and is a predicted model, not a curated record.